AUCAAGAAUGUCUCACCAGGGAAGAUGCAGUGUAACUCAAGCCAAUGUUCAUCUCCUCUUUCUCUUCCUCACCAUUGUGUCUGCUCAAAAAACCACCUUCACAGUUGGUGACAAAUCUGGGUGGACUUUCAACGUCGAAAACUGGACAGAUGGAAAGAAGUUCAAAGCCGGCGAUGAACUUGUUUUCAACUAUGAUCCAUCCCUCCACAAUGUGGCAGUUGUUGAUGCCAAUGAAUAUAGUAGUUGUAGUGCUUCUUCAAGCUCUAGGACAUUCACCACUGGCAAAGAUCCCGUCAAAUUAUCGAAGGGACUCAACUACUUUAUCUGCACCGUCCCUGGCCACUGCGAUGCUGAUGUGAAGAUUUCGGUUAAUGCUUCCUAAAUAGUUGGGAAAAAUUGAAGGGGAGGGUGGGUUGUCGAGUGGUAUCUCUAUGUAAUGUAUGUAAUUAAUAAUGUGGCUUGAAUAUUUAUCUUUAUGUGAAAAGGUUGGAUUGCAUGAAUAAAUGAAUGUGCUGAUUUUGAUUAUGUAGUUUUAACAAAGUUCUAUUUUGGUCCAUGUACUCUCAAUUGUUACA
Molecule: messenger RNA, 575 nt
Organism: Pyrus x bretschneideri (Chinese white pear)
Lineage: Eukaryota; Viridiplantae; Streptophyta; Magnoliopsida; Rosales; Rosaceae
Product: basic blue protein-like
Exons: 2
Coding region: 8-382 (124 amino acids)
Cellular component (GO): plasma membrane
Molecular function (GO): electron transfer activity
Source: RefSeq, a predicted model, not a curated record